Molecule: messenger RNA, 396 nt
Organism: Geodia barretti
Lineage: Eukaryota; Metazoa; Porifera; Demospongiae; Tetractinellida; Geodiidae
Source: the annotation of a GenBank genome assembly
AUGGAGGAGAACACCAUGUCUGAAACACGCUAUACGACUGAUCACGAAUGGGCAAGAAGUGAAGAAGACGGAAUUGCCACAAUCGGAAUCACCGAAUUUGCCCAAGAACAGCUCGGUGACAUCGUUUUUGUUGAUUUACCUGAAACAGGAUCAAUAUUCGAUGCCGGAGAAGAAAUCGCUGUGAUCGAGUCAGUUAAAGCCGCUGCUGAACUGAACACCCCGUUGACUGGCGAGAUUGUUGAAGUCAAUGAAGAACUUGCAGACUCCCCGGAAUUGGUAAACGAAAGCCCGACGGAUGAAGGCUGGUUCUGCAAAAUUCAAAUGUCGGAGUUAUCAGAAUUUGACGCACUUAUGGAUGAGCAGCAAUACGAAGAUUACACUUCCAACCUAGAAUAA